AUGUCGAAUUCAAAAGAAAUUUACGAGUCAAUCACAACUAAAACUAUUGUAGCUGAAAUCAAUUUAUCUUGUAACGACGAACAAAUCGAUUCAAUUUCUUUGACUUCUGAAGACCUUCAAAAUACAAUUCGUAUUGAAGCUGAAAGUUCCAAUUCAACAAAUGAAUCAUAUUGUAGUAACAUAAUUGAAGAAUCUGAAUAUAAACCAGAUGUCCCUACUGAAUUUGUACCAGUUGUAAACAGCGUUUUCAAAUCACUAAAUUUGGCAGUAAAAAUGUAUAAUGAUUAUGCAGAAAUGUCAGAUUACAAAGUUAAGAAAUUUUUUGAAUUGCACAACCACCCACUGGAAAGUAUUGAGGAAAGACCUUAUACGAAAAAGGCAAGAAAGAUGUCAUAUUUUGAAAAAGAGUUUGUAGUACAUGCAUCAAAAGCUAAAAUGGGUCCAACAAUGGCUCACAAAAUAAGAGCAGUUUUGAAAGGAGGAUAUGAAUAUGUUAGGGUGAAGGUAACAGACUACAAAAACUUGAGGAGAGGAGUAAAUAUAAUCUUAUGUUACAAGGAUGCUCAAAUAAUGAUAAACAAAAUGAAUGAUCGUAGAGAUCAUUACCCAAAUUAUUCAUUUGAGUUCCUACGUGAUGGAGAUAUGUUGGCUGUUAUGUUUUGGGCAGAUGAAAGAGAAAAGGCUUUUUAUGCAGAGUUUAGAGAAGUUAUAUCUUUUGAUGUAACUUUUAGAACAAACAAGUAUAAAAUGGUAUUUGUUCUAUUCACAACAGUUGACCACCACAAGAAAUCAGUUACUGUUGGCGCUGGGUUGUUGAGUAGAGAAACAACUGAGUCGUAUGAAUGGCUAAUUAAUGCUUUUCUUAGUGCUCAUAAAGGGAAAGCACCAAAAGUUAUUCUAACUGAUCAAGAUCCAACAAUAAAACAAGCAGUGGAAUCCGUCUUACCAAAUUCAAGACACAGACUAUGCAUGUGGCAUAUAAUGAGAAAACUACAAGCAAAUGUUACUGACGAUUUACUUAAAAACAAAGACUUUAAGAAAAGAUUUAACAAGCUAGUAUGGAACAUGCAUAUCAAACCUGAUGAAUUUGAGAAGAAGUGGGAGUUGAUUAUUAAUGAAUUCAACCUAGAAGAUAAAAGAUGGUUCAAUGAUAUGUUUGAAUUACAUGACAAAUGGAUACAUGCAUACUUUAGUGACACUAGAAUGUCUGCAUUGAUGAAAACCACUUCAAGAUCAGAAAGCAUGAAUUCCUUCUUCAACACUUACUCGCAAUUUGGAAAUCUACUUUUACAUUUCAUGAUGAACUAUGACACAUCAAUUCAAAAACAAAGAAAUACACAAAAGGAGCUUGAUCAUCUAACAAAGAAGAAAAAUAGGACAAAUCUUGAAGAGGUAGGAAAACUUAUGGGCAUUUCUAUUUCAAAAGACAUUGACAUCAAUGUUCCAAAUGUUCAAAGCAAUAAAGGAAGUGGAAAGAAAAAUAGAAUUCAAAGUGCAACAGAAAUAACAUAUAAAAAUUCAAACAAGCAAACAAGAAGAUGCUCAGGAUGUGGAGAAAGGGCUCCUCAUAACUUGUGUACAUGCCCAAUAAAACUUACAGCAAAACAAUCAUCAAAAGCUACAUAG
This is a messenger RNA of Lactuca sativa (garden lettuce), 1626 nucleotides long. The record is from RefSeq and is a predicted model, not a curated record. Lineage: Eukaryota; Viridiplantae; Streptophyta; Magnoliopsida; Asterales; Asteraceae.